Molecule: messenger RNA, 336 nt
Organism: Meloidogyne enterolobii
Lineage: Eukaryota; Metazoa; Nematoda; Chromadorea; Rhabditida; Meloidogynidae
Source: the annotation of a GenBank genome assembly
CGUAAAGAUAAUGUUACGCCUGUUCUUGGUAUUAUGAAUAAUAGUGAAUAUUCACAUGAUGAAAAGUUGCUUAAAUGGGCAGAUUAUUCAUUUACAAAAUCUGUCGUUCACUUCAAACGUGUUGCAUUAACAAGCGUUGAAUUUGCUUUGCUAAUAGCUAUUAUUUUUACAAAAUCUGAUACUAAAGACAUGUCUGCCGAAGGAAAAGAAUUGCUUUAUGACGAAUCCGUUAAAUACACAAAUAUUUUACUUCGAUAUAAUCAACGAAGAUUAGGUUUACUUGAAGGGGCUCAAAGAUUGGAUGAAUGUUUUCUUAUUUCUCUCUCAUCAACUUAA